AUGGCGCAGCAGCAAGAGCAGAAAGACAUCUGGUCAGCCGACCUUUACGGCGAAAAGGUGGCCCCAUUCGUUGCAACUUCAACUGAAAAGGUUCUCGAAUGGCUGGACCCCAGGCCCACUGAUGAGAUCCUCGACAUCGGCUGCGGGGAAGGCCCCUUGACAGCCCGUAUAGCUCCUCAUGUUAAACGGAUCGUGGGAGUCGACGGCUCACCCAACAUGAUCGAGCACUUCAAGAAUACCUACCCACACAUUGAGUCUCGCGUUGUCGAUUGCCGACUGCUGGAUAAAGAGUCCGACCUCACAACCGGGGGGUUUGACAAGGUGUUUUCGAACGCUGCCUUGCAUUGGAUUCUGAGAGACCCUGAAACCAGGUCCAACACAAUCAAGGGCUGUUUCGAGGCGCUUAAGCCGGGUGGUCUUCUGGUCAAUGAGUCCGGUGCUUUAGGAAAUGUGGCCGAGGUGCAUUCCGCAAUUAUCAGCGGUCUAGUCACUCAAGGUAUUCCUGUUGAGCAAGCGCGUGAAGCAUCGCCUUGGUGGUUCCCGUCGCAACAGGCUAUGAAGAACCUUGUUGAAGGAGCGGGUUUUAACUGGAUCAAGGGAGAGGUCCAACUCAGACAGACAACAUUGACUGAGCAUGAAAAGGGUGGUGUUGAAGGAUGGAUUCGUCUGUUUGGUGAGCCCUUUCUUGAACUCCUUCCGACGGCCGAGGCACGCGACGCAGCUGUCAAACACGCCGUUGAUGUUCUCGAGGCUGUUGGAAGACAGCAGCAUGAUGGUUCUUUUACUGUCAAUUACAUUCGCCUUCGCUUCGUUGCUCAGAAACCCGAGUAGGUCAAGAGAAGACCAGUUUUCCAAUAUAACAUUUCCUGCUUCACAAUCAUGAUACUUAGCUAUAUUUACUUAUGGUGUAAGACUCGGUUUCUGGUCCGGGACAAAAUUAUAUAUAUCUAAUAUUACGCACCUGUACGCGUCUGGCGUCUAUUUAAAUCCGACAGCUUGGCAUGAUGCGUGAAAGCAUCAUCUCAUUGAUCAUAACAUAGAAUUUGAUUAUAUAGCAGGGUCGAAUCAUCACCACGUCUCCCUCAGCACUCGGAACCAAAUCUUAACCAAGGCUAUUACUAUACUAUUGUUCCACAAGUAGGGAUCCUGAUUUUAAUCGUACCAUUUUCCAUGCUUGUGCUCAAAGUCCGUUCGCUCCCCACUCACUAAGGGCUAAGUAUCUGGCAAGGACGUAGCUCUGAUCAGUGUAUUUGAAGUAUAUUCUGCAAAUACUAAGGAAAAUAAGCCGUUAAUCC
Messenger RNA from Aspergillus pseudotamarii, 1295 nucleotides. RefSeq names its product class I SAM-dependent methyltransferase. Bases 1 to 831 code for a protein of 276 amino acids. NCBI's taxonomy places the organism in Eukaryota, Fungi, Ascomycota, Eurotiomycetes, Eurotiales, Aspergillaceae. The transcript has 3 exons. The record is from RefSeq and is a predicted model, not a curated record.